UGGGAGGGCGCACAAUGCACGUGCGUCAAACACGUGCGCAUCCAGGGCUGGGGUGUGUGUGCUCCACUCCUGUCCACCGGUAAUUUUGAAUUUUUUGCGAGGGCGAGGCGAGGCGAGGGCUAAUCUCCCAGUGGCAACGACCAGGAGGAGGAGAGCAGACCACGAUGCCGCGCUCAUCAACACCGACCAACUACACGCUGAACCACACGCCGUCGUCGGACAGCCCGAUGCCGUACCAGUCGUGGUCGCCGUCGACGCGCGAGGAGAGCCAGGAGGCGCUCGUGUCGUGCCUCUUGCAGAUCCUCGAGCAGCCGCUGGCCAUGCUCCGCGACGGCACCGUGGGCGACGAGCAGAUGGCUGCUGAAUCAGCCCUGAUUCCCGGCAGCUCUGUGGGCAAGCACCUGCGACACGUCCACGACCACUACCGGCUGAUGCUCGAUGCGAUCGAAGGGCCGUCGAGCGGGGACGUAAUCAAGCUAGACUACGACAAGCGGAUGCGGUCGCCGCCGCUGGAGACGAGCGCGCAGUCGGCGCUGAGCGAGUUCGAAGAGACGCAGGAGCGCAUCCGGCGGCUGUUUCCACGCCAGGCACCGCACCGCAUGGACCAGCGGCUCGCCCUCUCGGCCACGACGCCUGCGGAAGUGGAGCUGGGGAGCACGCUGGGGAGAGAGAUGUGGUUCUGCUGCCUCCACGCGAUCCACCACUACGCGCUGGCCCGCGUCAUCCUCACCCACGAGCUCGGCCUGGCGAUUGCCGACAGCUUCGGCGUGGCGCCCUCGACGAUUGUCUUUCGCAUCUGGGGGCGCUCCAAGCUGUAGACGAGACGGACACUGCUCUGACACCUUCCUAUUGCUAGAUACAUGCUGAAUACUGUACAUUGCUGCCAACCCUGAGAUAUGGCGACGAGGAGGCCGCGGUCUGGCUUGCCUGCCUGAGACGCGCCGAACAUUGAAAAAGUCUAAACCGGAGAACUGAGCUUUCUUUUC
Molecule: messenger RNA, 986 nt
Organism: Acaromyces ingoldii
Lineage: Eukaryota; Fungi; Basidiomycota; Exobasidiomycetes; Exobasidiales; Cryptobasidiaceae
Exons: 3
Coding region: 165-818 (217 amino acids)
Source: RefSeq, a predicted model, not a curated record